AUGGUUCAAGUUCAGAAAACAGCUGUUUUUUCUUUGUUAUGCGCUUUACCACAAGUCAUUGAUGCUGCUAAAUCAAACCCAAAAAAUGACAAUUUGGCUUACAAACAACUUGCUGGGCAGAAUGGUACUGUAACUUCUGAGGAAUCAUUCACAUCUACAGUUCCAAUUAGUCCAUCAGUACCUGUCACCUCACCUUCAAGUCAAACAGAAACUCAAGUUUCUACUGGAGAAACUUUAACCACUCCAAUUUCUUUGACAACGCUUUCUAGUUCUUCCAUUCAAACCUCAAUAUUUACUUCUGGUGAACCACAAUCGAUUCCGUCGAAUAGUGUGUCAACAGCAUCUACUCAAGAAUCUGUUUCAGGUACUAGCCAAAAUUCAGUGUCUACUACUCUAAGUGGUGUAUCUUCCGAAUCUAGUAAAUCUCUUGAAACAACAAAUAUUGAAUCAACUGAUUCUUCUGAAACUACUCAAAUGAGUGAGACUGGUAGUGCCAAAACUACGUCAACUGGUACUGAAAAGACAACCAAAACUACAAAUGAAAAGACUACAACUGUUCAGUUUGCUUCUGCUGCUGUUGCUAAAACCUCUGUUGCUGGUAUGUUGAACGAUGUGGCUAAUAUUACCAUGGAAAGUUCCGAUAAUUCAACUGCUAGUGCUGCAUGGACUUUUAUUUCUCCAAAUACACAGCAAAGAGUGAAUUUAACAUCUUUAGGUGGUAAUGUAAGUUGGACUGGGUUCGGUCCUUGGGUAUAUAUUUGGUCCACUAAUGGUACAAAUGUUACUGCUAUCAACAUGAGCGACCCAUCAACCUUACCAUCCAAUGGUACUUGGGUUAUCGCUACUCCACAUUCCAAUUCUACCAUUGAAAGUGUUCCAAAUGGUACUAUUUGGACUGGUAGUUGUGGUUCUUCUUCUGGUUGUAAAUGGAAUACAUCCAAAGUUGGUACUAAAGCAUGGAACACUACUUGGUGGGUUAAUUCUUCAACUACUAAUGAAUAUUACUGGUGGAAUUGGUUUUUAUGGAGUAUCUCUCAACAAUCUAAUUCUGAAUCAUCUACAACUGAAAUUUUUCAAGGUGGUGAAAGAGAAUCGAAUGAAGAUAAUGUUGCAGGCAGCCAUGUCCAAGGUUCUGGUUUGUUCGGUUUAGGUGGUCACGGUGUUUGGAACUCAUCAUCAUGGGCAAGUGGUGGCAAUUGGGGGAACGUUUCUGUUAUCCUAAAUCAAACAACUACAUGUCGUAACGGUACAUUACCAGGUCCAAAUGGCACUGUUAUAUCUUGUCCAUGGGUUCAUACAAGUGUGGAAGAAACCAGUACUGUUGAGACAACUCCUGCUCAAACUAAUACCCUUGAAACUAAUGUUACAACACUACCAUGGUUCUUAAAUGGUACCCUGUUGAGUGAAUUAAAUGAAACCUUGUUUGUUAGAGAUUUGGAAUAUGUCGAUGCUUCUAAUUCUUUGAAAAUACCAACCUGGACUGCAGUAGUAGGCCUAUUGGUAUCAUGUUUAAUUUAA
Molecule: messenger RNA, 1518 nt
Organism: Henningerozyma blattae CBS 6284
Lineage: Eukaryota; Fungi; Ascomycota; Saccharomycetes; Saccharomycetales; Saccharomycetaceae
Exons: 1
Coding region: 1-1518 (505 amino acids)
Source: RefSeq, a predicted model, not a curated record